This is a messenger RNA of Entelurus aequoreus (snake pipefish), 3702 nucleotides long. RefSeq lists its product as uncharacterized. NCBI's taxonomy places the organism in Eukaryota, Metazoa, Chordata, Actinopteri, Syngnathiformes, Syngnathidae. Gene Ontology annotation, molecular function: catalytic activity. The coding region runs from base 1634 to 2686 and encodes 350 amino acids. The record is from RefSeq and is a predicted model, not a curated record. The transcript has 2 exons.
GGUGCAAGCAUCACUUUCAGAUGUUUUUGAUGACUUACUUAACUUACUAUGUGCUGGGACACCCCUGUACCUGGCAGAGUAUAGAGCUGGCCCAGUCACGUCACAGGAGACAGCGAAUGAGCGUCGUCAACGUGCAACACACACACAGCCAGCCGACAGCGAUGCAGCCAGGCCAGGAGGUCAGCACGGCCACGGGUGCGGGUGCCGGAGGAAUGGAAAAGCCAGAGACGCGAUAAUGGCAGACAAGAAACGAAGCGUGGUGUGGUGUUAUUUUUCACCAGUAGACAAAGCCACGGCACGGUGCGAACUGUGUGACAAACAAGUGCCACACAGCAGCAACACCAGCAAUUUAUUUAAACAUAUGAAGACCACACAUCCCGAGAGCCACAGUGAGCUGGUAAAAAGACAGGCUCACGCUGCUGUGAAAGAACCUGCACCGCCACCCGCAGCCCGGCAGAAGACCCUGCACGAAAGUCUGCAAAAAAGCCACGAGUAUCCAGGCUUCUCCUCGCACAUUUCCUAACCUAUUCUGACUGCUCGCCGUCUGUUCGCUGUUGCGAAAAAGGCUAAGUAUCGCUCUAUCUGUGUGCUUUUAAUUGUUCUACAGCUUUCUUUAUCACUUCUCAAACAUAUUUAGUGGUACUAUUUAACUUGCAAAUCACCCGAUCUCUGUCCCACCACCCUUUCCUCAGCUAGCUAGCUGCUAUGCUAGCGCGGAGAAAGGCAGCGCCGGUCAGAAGGUAAGUAGGAAGCUACUCCCGCAGACCGCGACCACUUCCCUGAGGACAGCAGGAACUUCACUCGGUGACAGAAAACACUGUGAGUAAUGGCUUCCUGCGCGUCUUGCACCAUACUCACGGAGAGGUUGGCUCUGCUAGAGGGCCGUGUCCGCAAGUUAGAGCAGAGUAAUGUCGUAACUUUAGAUGUUGCGGACACAUCUGCUAGCGUUAGCUGUAGCAAGCUAACUAGCCCAGCUUGUAGCAGUCCUAAGCGGCCUACAAGCUACGGUGUACCGGUUGAGACGCAUAAUAGAUUUAGCUCUUUAGCUAGUCCUACACCCCAGUCUACCGGGCACCACACCUUAGUCAUAGGGGACUCCAUCACCCGAAACAUAAAGCUUAGCAAACCAGCCACAGUAAAGUGUAUCCCCGGGGCCAGAGCACCUGACAUUGAAGCUAAUCUUAGGGAGCUAACUCGCAACAGGCCUAGUAAACACGUACGACAGGCUAAUCGCACCACUAAUUAUGCAAAUAUAGUUGUACACGUUGGCUCCAAUGACACUAGAAUGAGACAGUCAGAGAUUACAAAGAGAAACAUAGCCAGGACUUGUGAUCUCGCCAGAAAGAUGUCCAGGCAUCGAGUAAUUGUCUCUGGCGCCCUGCCUGCGAGAGGCAAUGAUGAGAGAUAUAGCAGAUUAGUCUCGCUUAACAAGUGGCUGGCUAGCCUCUGUAGGCAACAGGGACUAACGUUCAUUGAUAACUGGCCCUCUUUCUGGGGCAAACCAGGCUUGCUGAUGAGAGACGGCCUUCACCCUAACCAGGAAGGCGCCAUCAUCCUGUCUAGAAACAUAGACUACUAUUUAAGUCUCACUUGACUGACUACACUAGAGCAAGCCCGGUCACAGGCAAUUACAAUGUCUGUUAGUCCGGGUGAGGAGUCAGUUAAGCUAGAACUAGCCAGCGCCAGGCUGGAUAAUCCAUGUACGCAUAGCAAUUCUCUUAGAAUAAUACACAAUUCACAUAAUGUUUUUUCUGUUGUGUCUGUGUCAGAGGUGGACAUGCAUUCUACUGAGGUGGCAAAUUAUGAUAUGUCCAGUCUAUUGCAGCACCAAGCAAACAAUCGGAAAAUUCCCGUCAUAUCAAUUCCUAGAUAUGGUCGAAACUAUUUAAAGUGCACUACGCAUAAUAAACGCAACAUUGUUAAUAUUGCCACUACGGAUGAUCUUAACAAAAACUCGUCAAAACAGCCCAAUACCUAUAAUAUGGGCUUUUUAAACAUAAGAUCAUUGUCUCCCAAGGCGUUAUUAGUUAAUGAGGUCAUUAGAGACAACAAUCUUAACGUCAUUGGUCUUAGCGAAACCUGGCUCAAACCAGACACAUUUUUUGCGCUCAAUGAGGCAUCUCCUCCUAACUAUACGAAUGCGCAUGUUGCCCGUCCUCUUAAAAGGGGAGGGGGUGUCGCACUAAUAUACAAUGAAAAUUUAAACCUUACCCCUAACCUAAAUAAUAAAUAUAAAUCGUUUGAGGUGCUUACUAUGAGGUCUGUCACACCGCUACCUCUCGACCUGGCUGUUAUCUACCGCCCCCCUGGGCUCUAUUCGGACUUUAUCAGUGAAUUCUCAGAGUUCGUUGCUGAUCUAGUGACGCACGCCGACAAUAUAAUCAUAAUGGGGGACUUUAAUAUCCAUAUGAAUACCCCAUCGGACCCUCAGUGCGUGGCGCUCCAAACCAUAAUUGAUAGCUGUGGUCUUACACAAAUAAUACAUGAACCCAUGCAUCGCAACGGUAAUACAAUAGAUCUAGUGCUUGUCAGGGGUGUCACCACCUCCAAAGUUAUGAUACUUCCAUAUACUAAAGUAAUGUCCGAUCAUUACCUUAUAAAAUUUGAAGUUUUGACUCAUUGUCAACAAGCUAAUAAUAAUAAUAACUGCUAUAGCGGCCGCAACUUAAUGCUGCCACAACGAUGACUCUUGCUGACCUACUGCCUUUGGUAAUGGCACCAUUCCCAAAUUAUGUCGGCUCUAUUGAUAACCUCACUAACAACUUUGACGAUGCCUUGCGCGAAAUUAUUGAUAGUAUAGCACCGCUAAAGCAAAAAAGGGCCCCUAAAAGGCGCAUCCCCAUGGUUUACAGAAGAAAUUAGAGCUCAUAAAUUAUCAUGUAGAAAACUGGAACGCAAAUGGCGCGCGACUAAACUUGAGGUUUUCCAUCAAGCAUGGAGUGAUAGUUUAAUAACUUAUAAACGCAUGCUUACCUUAGCUAAAGCUAAAUACUACUCAAAUCUCAUCCGCCUCAACAAAAACGAUCCUAAAUUUCUGUUUAGUACAGUAGCAUCGCUAACCCAACAAGGGACUCCUCCCAGUAGCUCCACCCACUCGGCAGAUGAUUUUAUGAAUUUCUUUAAUAAGAAAAUUGAACUCAUUAGAAAGGAGAUUAAAGACAAUGCAUCUCAGCUACAACUGGGUUCUCUUAACACAAAUACGACUGUAUAUACGACGGACACUGCCCUCCAAAAUAGUCUCUCUAUUUUUGAUGAAAUAACAUUAGAGGAAUUAUUACAGCGUGUAAGUGGGAUAAAACAAACAACAUGUUUACUUGACCCACUUCCUGGGAAACUUAUCAAGGAACUGUUUGUAUUAUUAGGUCCAUCAGUGUUAAAUAUUAUAAACGUAUCACUUUCCUCCGGCACUGUUCCCCUAGCAUUCAAAAAAACGGUUAUUCAUCCUCUGCUCAAAAGACCUAACCUCGAUCCUGACCUCAUGGUAAACUACCGACCGGUCUCCCACCUUCCGUUUAUUUCCAAAAUUCUCGAAAAAAUUGUUGCACAGCAGCUAAAUGAACACUUAGUGACUAACAAUCUUUGUGAACCUUUUCAAUCCGGUUUCAGGGCAAAUCACUCUACGGAGACAGCCCUCGCAAAAAUGACUAAUGAUCUAUUGCUAACGAUGGAUUCUGAUGCGUCAUCUAUGUUGCUGCUUCUUGA